AUGGAAAGCAAGGCUAACAAUAUAUCAUUCAAUUCGGAUGAGAGCGAAAGGUGUUUGGAAUUUGAAAGCUGUGAUGAGCAUUUAUUGAUUGAUGAUGAUGAGCUUCCAAAGGACACUGAUUUAUGCUCAUUUGAAGUUGAUAAGAUCAUACAACAGCCUAAUGCAAGCUUGCCUUUGAUGGGCAAUGCUGUAGAGCCAUACAUUGGAAUGGGGUUCAAGUCUAGAGACGAUGCUCGAGACUUUUAUAUUGCUUAUGGCAGGCAUUCUGGGUUUACAGUAAGGAUUCAUCACAACCGGCGUUCGAGGAUGAAUAACAUGGUUAUUGGCCAGGAUUUUGUUUGUUCUAGAGAGGGUUUUCGGGAUAAGAAAUAUGUUUGCAGGGAAGAUAGAGUCCUUCCUCCACCACCUGUCACCAGAGAAGGCUGUGCUGCAAUGCUGAGGGUAGCUUUAAGAGAUGGGGAGAAGUGGGUUGUUACCAAGUUUGUAAAAGAACAUAAUCACACAUUAAUGGCUCCAAGUAAAGUUCCAUGGCGAGGAUUUGGGAAAAACUUAAUUAGCGAGGAUGAGAAGGAUCAGAAAAUUAGGGAUCUUACAAUUGAACUUAGCAAUGAGAGACAGCGCUGUAAACGCCGAUGUGCAGCUUAUCAGGAACAAAUAAGUAUGCUUUUGAAAGAUAUCCAAGAGCAUAGUGAUCACUUGUCAACAAGAGUUCAAGACAUAGUAAGGAACAUAAGAGAACUUGAGAAUGAGCAAUGUGUAGAUUCAUUACAAUAA
Molecule: messenger RNA, 774 nt
Organism: Prunus armeniaca (apricot)
Lineage: Eukaryota; Viridiplantae; Streptophyta; Magnoliopsida; Rosales; Rosaceae
Source: the annotation of a GenBank genome assembly